This is a messenger RNA of Hevea brasiliensis (rubber tree), 1372 nucleotides long. RefSeq names its product hypersensitive-induced response protein-like protein 1. The transcript is spliced from 6 exons. NCBI's taxonomy places the organism in Eukaryota, Viridiplantae, Streptophyta, Magnoliopsida, Malpighiales, Euphorbiaceae. The record is from RefSeq and is a predicted model, not a curated record. Bases 174 to 1031 code for a protein of 285 amino acids.
UCCCAGAGUGAGUUGAAUGAGUGGCUCUGCUCGUUUACUGGUGCGUAAACCCACAGAGAAGGCAAUAUCUGUGUGCCUUUGCCUGGACCGUAGCCACUCACAAUACUUUCUUUCUUCCAUAACUGCCACUUUCUUCCUCUCUACGAAUUCCAUUAUUUCAAAGCAGAGAGAGGAUGGGUAAUCUGUGUUGUUGCGUGCAAGUUGACCAGUCCACAGUAGCUAUCAAGGAGAGAUUUGGGAAAUUUGAUGAAGUUCUUGACCCUGGAUGCCAUUGCCUACCUUGGAUUUUUGGAAGCCAGCUUUCCGGCCAUCUGUCACUGAGGUUGCAGCAGUUGGAUGUUCGUUGUGAGACCAAGACAAAGGACAAUGUAUUUGUUAAUGUUGUUGCAUCUAUUCAGUAUCGCGCACUGGCAGAUAAAGCAAGUGAUGCUUUCUACAAACUCAGCAACACUAGAACCCAAAUCCAGGCCUAUGUUUUUGAUGUAAUUAGGGCAAGUGUUCCAAAACUUGAUCUGGAUGAUGCUUUUGAGCAGAAGAAUGAAAUUGCCAAAGCUGUGGAAGACGAACUUGAAAAGGCUAUGUCUACUUAUGGAUAUGAAAUUGUGCAAACACUCAUUGUUGAUAUAGAACCAGAUGAGCAUGUAAAGCGGGCAAUGAAUGAAAUAAAUGCAGCUGCAAGACUGAGGGUGGCAGCAAAUGAGAAGGCAGAGGCUGAGAAGAUUCUCCAAAUUAAGCGAUCUGAGGGUGAUGCUGAAGCAAAAUAUCUUGCUGGGCUGGGUAUUGCUAGUCAGAGACAGGCAAUUGUGGAUGGAUUAAGGGAUAGUGUGCUGGGUUUCUCUGAAAAUGUACCAGGCACCACUGCAAAAGAUAUCAUGGACAUGGUCCUUGUCACUCAAUAUUUUGACACAAUGAAGGAAAUUGGUGCUGCGUCUAAAUCAUCUGCAGUGUUUAUUCCUCAUGGACCUGGUGCUAUACGUGAUGUUGCUUCUCAGAUUCGUGAUGGACUGCUCCAGGCUUCUGCCCACCAGUAACUGAGGUACAUUUGCAGCUUUAUGGCCUUAUGGGUUUGUGUUGACAGGAGCUUUAUAAGCGUUACUUCCUUUUGUUUUUUGGGCAAAGGUUUCAAAUGUUGAGGUCUUGUUAUGUGAUGACACUUGCAUUUCACUUGCCUCCUUGGUUCACAAAUUAUGCGAGUUGCAUGAGUAGUGGUUCUCUCUAUCGUACACUCCAUUCACUAAAGAAAACGUUUUGUGUAAUAUCUUCACAAUUUCAGUGUGCAAGAACCAAGAAGCUUGUAAAUAAACACAGCAUGAAUAAUAGCUUUGUAAAUUGAACUUUAUAUAAUUGUAUUGUUUUCCAACAGUGGUUGAUA